AUGGCACAAGAGGACAACACACCACGCCUGAUCUCGAAUGUCGCCGUGCACAACUUUUACUCUCGGCUGCAGACUCGCAAAUCUCACUCAUCAACAACUGAAUCCUAUGAUUCCAAGCCUGGCACGACAUCAGCAGUAGACCUUCCCUUGCCAGGGGCACUCGACUCGCGUACAACUACGAUCGAUAAUGAAAAGCUGGAUCAAGAAGGUUCACUUUCAUUGAACAAUACCGCUACAGAGCCUCAGGCUGCUAUCCCUGUCAGUGACCAUCAGGCUCCUCGCGAGACAACAGCAGUAGCCCAACGGGAUCUAUCCACCAACAGCAACAUCAACAAGAAGUCCCCGCAACCAGCACGCUGUACAAAGACCAAGAACAAGGCCAAGACUAAGGCGAUCCCCCGCAAGGAGUUCGGGGCGAUCAAGAAGAAGCUACGCAAACGGGAGCUUCGACGCCAGAACGCGGUCGAGAUCUGCAGGAUACGCGCCCUUGAGGCUGCACAGAAACCAAUGUAA
Molecule: messenger RNA, 513 nt
Organism: Linnemannia hyalina
Lineage: Eukaryota; Fungi; Mortierellomycota; Mortierellomycetes; Mortierellales; Mortierellaceae
Source: the annotation of a GenBank genome assembly